AUGUCCUUUAAAAACGCUACAUUUUCGCAAGUGCUCGAUGAUCUGUCUGCACGGUUCAUAUUAAAUUUGCCGGCUGAAGAACAAAGCAGUGUCGAAAGGCUUUGCUUUCAGAUUGAACAAGCACAUUGGUUUUACGAAGAUUUUAUUCGAGCACAGAACGAUCAACUACCAUCUUUAGGAUUACGCGUCUUCAGUGCCAGAUUAUUUGCCCAUUGCCCUUUAUUAUGGAAAUGGAGUAAAGUACAUGAAGAAGCUUUUGAUGAUUUUUUACGCUAUAAAACACGAAUUCCCGUCCGAGGAGCAAUUUUGCUCGAUAAAUCCUUACAGCGCUGUCUUCUCGUAAAAGGAUGGAAAGCCUCUUCUGGCUGGGGGUUUCCUAAAGGAAAAAUCGACAAAGAUGAAUCAGACGUUGAUUGUGCUGUUCGUGAGGUUUAUGAAGAAACUGGCUUUGACUUAACAGGCCACAUUAAUUCUAAUGAAUACAUCGAUAUGACAAUCCGUGGACAAAAUGUCCGUUUGUACAUUAUCCCAGAGAUGUCUUUAGACACGGUGUUUGAAUCAAGAACACGCAAAGAAAUUAGCAAAAUUGAAUGGCAUAUGUUGGCUGAUUUGCCUACGUACAAAAAGUCCAAAACGGAUACGGUAAAAAACAAGUUCUACAUGGUCAUUCCUUUUUUAACUCCUCUUAAAAAGUGGAUUAAGAAGCGUAAUGUCGCUACCAAGACUACGAAAGAACAAGGAAUUUCCGUUGAUGUUGACGCCGACGCUUCUUCCCAACUUCUCACUCUUUUGAAAUCAUCCACGGCUCCUACCGCUACACCCUUUCCUAUUUCGCAACCAACGGAACAGCAGGCUGUUCCUCAACUUCCUCCAGUUGACAUCAGACAAAAAAUACUUACUCUCCUCAAUGGAAAUUUUGAACCCAAACAGCCCAUUCCAAUUUUACCUGUCUCGUCUCUUCCCCAGCAACCCCCUCGUCAAGUAGAUCACCCUUGGGCAAACGGGCCUUCUCUUUAUGGGUUUGACCCAUUUGCCUAUCUAGGUUUAGACCCCCAAAACCCUUCCGAAUCUUUUCCAAGAGUCGCCGCUACAGGUCCACCUCCUCCCAACGUCGCUUCCAAUUUGCAAUUUCCAAAUUCAGUUAAUUAUCCUCCCCCGCCUCCACCGUUUUCGGGGUACCAUGGCCCUUAUGUUCAAAACAGGGAAAACUUUAGUCCCGAAAGUCCCGAAGCAGUUAUGCCUUCUCCUAUGGAUCUUCCUUCUCCCAAAACCGUUUAUCAUGAAGUUUUCCAUCCACCCACGACUACGUCUAUUCAGAGUUUUAAGCCUGAUCAGAUGCGUGAAGUCUACGAUGACACUCAUCCAAACUCAAACAUACAGAUCCCUCCUUAUUCGAACCAUGUGGUUGAUCCCUUUCCUGCUGUACAACACCAGCAAAAUCCUAUAAACAAUUUGCAUGACGAACCUACUGUAAACCGAUUACAAAACGAAGCUUCUUCUAGGAAACUUUUUGAUAUGAUAUCUACUCCUAAGCCGGUUCAGUCUCUGCCAGCUCCUCAAGAUGGGUCUUCUCAGAAGUUAGUCAACAUUUUGUUAGGUACAUCUAAGUCUGACAUGAAUGCUAGUAUCCAAGAGAAACCUGAAACGGUUAAUAAGCCUACUGUGUCCACCCCUCCUGCUGAGCCAUCGUCUCACUCUGAACAUCUUCUUCAAGCAUUGUUGAAUCCAACAGCCUUACCGACACCUUCAAAUUUGCCUUCAUCAACCACUAAGAAUAAUGAACCUUCGGUAAAUCAAUCUUCGGAAGCGAAACCGUCACCAAAGCCAAAAAGCAGGAUUCCUCGGUUAGAUGCCAAGAACAAAGCUAAGAAUAAUGAAGCUACUAGAGCUAAAAAUACGGAAGCUUUGAAAAGUGCUCUACUAGGAAAUUCACUUCAGCCUGCGACCACUGCUUCAAAGGAGGCGGUUACCCAUCAUGAAAACAAAGCUGAUCGUUCCACUGAAGGACUUACCACACCAGGCACUUUCCCUGGCUCUGUGAAGAUUCUCAAGCGAGUUCCAUCUGCAGAAGUGGAUGAUAAAAAUUACCCAACCGUUGAGAAGUCGUCUGAUGAAUACUUCCUUUCUUAUCUGCAAAACGUAGUGAGAAAUCAAAGACAAGUUUAG
Molecule: messenger RNA, 2166 nt
Organism: Schizosaccharomyces osmophilus
Lineage: Eukaryota; Fungi; Ascomycota; Schizosaccharomycetes; Schizosaccharomycetales; Schizosaccharomycetaceae
Gene: dcp2
Product: mRNA decapping complex catalytic subunit Dcp2
Exons: 1
Coding region: 1-2166 (721 amino acids)
Biological process (GO): deadenylation-dependent decapping of nuclear-transcribed mRNA; nuclear-transcribed mRNA catabolic process, nonsense-mediated decay
Cellular component (GO): P-body; cytoplasm
Molecular function (GO): RNA binding; 5'-(N(7)-methylguanosine 5'-triphospho)-[mRNA] hydrolase activity; manganese ion binding
Source: RefSeq, a predicted model, not a curated record